Messenger RNA from Plenodomus lingam JN3, 129 nucleotides. NCBI's taxonomy places the organism in Eukaryota, Fungi, Ascomycota, Dothideomycetes, Pleosporales, Leptosphaeriaceae. The record is from RefSeq and is a predicted model, not a curated record.
AUGCGUGAAGUGAAGUUUGGAAACAGCACCGGAGAUUUGUUUCACUUUGUAGAAUUUUGGUCCGGGGAAAAGUUUACUCUGCUAUCUGUACUGGAUUCCUUCGCCGCAAUGCCGUCGACCCGUGGAUAA